AGUUGGAAACACUGCGCACACACACACACACAUACACGUAACAAUGACGUCGAUAUUUGUGUCAAGACCCGGAUAUUCACAACAACUUGCACAGUUCAGAGUUCAAUCAUCAGGUAGAAGACGCUGUCUGUCAACCGGUGAUGAGCUGGUGCAUCAAUGAACACACGUCGCCGCCAUGCUCCUAGAAGCAGCCAGGAAGGGGUGUGCACUGGGCCAUCUCAGACCCAGUCCCAGCUGGUCCAGCAGCUGGAAACCCCCCUGGCUGUCCCAGCACCCAUUGCCCCUUUCAUAGACAAAAUCAGCAUGUCCUGCCGAGACCGAACCAGUGAGUUUCAGUCUGUGUGCAAGUCCCUGCAGGGAAGACAGUCCGUCAGACCUGUCAACAAUGCAAUCAGACAGCGGAGUGAUUUUACUCUCAUGGCUAAGCGAAUUGGAAGAGACCUCAGCAACACUUUUGCCAAGUUGGAGAAGCUCACAAUUCUUGCCAAAAGAAAGUCCCUUUUCGAUGAUAAAGCUACUGAAAUUGAUGAGCUCACUUACAUUGUGAAAAAGGACAUCAACAGUCUGAAUAAGCAGAUAGCUGGGUUACAGGAACUCAUUCGAUCCAGGAGUGGACAGAAUGGCAGACAUCUUCAGACACAUUCCAACACCAUUGUAGUAUCAUUGCAGUCCAAACUGGCGUCGAUGUCAAGCGACUUCAAAUCAGUACUGGAAGUCAGAACAGAGAACCUGAAGCAGCAGAGAAGCAGACAGGAGCAGUUCUCACAGUCUUCUGCCUCUACCUCCUCUUUCCAUGACAACAGCUUCAUACUUAUGCAGGACGAUUCCAAGAAGAGCGAUAUAUCGAUAGAUAUGGACCUCCACUCCAGCCAGAUGCAGUUAAUCAAUGAACGGGAGUCAUACAUUCAGAACCGUGCAGACACUAUGCAGAAUAUAGAGUCCACCAUUGUGGAGCUUGGUUCAAUAUUUCAGCAACUGGCUCAUAUGGUUAAAGAGCAGGAAGACACAAUACAGAGAAUUGAUGCUAAUGUAGAGGACACUCAGCUGAACGUGGAUCUAGCUCAUGCAGAGAUACUUAAAUAUUUUCAAUCUGUGUCUAACAACCGCUGGCUUCUUAUCAAGAUUUUCCUCAUCCUCAUCAUCUUUUUUAUUGUCUUUGUGGUUUUCAUGACCUGACAGCCUGCGGUCUGCCAUGAUACACUCUUGAGAAGAGGAGAUUUGAGGAAUUGGGGGAUUCUCAGUAUUUGAAGGGUAAAAGGGGCAAUUCUCUCGGUUUCUUCUUUCUUUCUUGAUUCUUCUCUGGUCUACAUUCUUUGUUCUACAUCUGAUGUGGAGUGUUUAGUAUUCACUCACUAAAUAUUGAGUUCUUCUUUAGUAAUCUUUUUUCUUUAGUUUGUUCUCCAAAAUUUGUGAAAUUUGAUAUCUCUUUAAUAAGACGUUUUUCAGUUUUCUCAUUUUAAUUUCAAUAUUGGCAGGACAAUUGUUGCAGUAGAUCUAGAAGAUAUACAAGUUUAAUUUGUAUCUGUUUGUCCAUUUUAAUUUCACAUGUAGAGGAAAUAAGUUUACAAUGAGUUGAUAAAAUGAUUUUCUUCUUCACAAAAUUACUUUAUCAGUGAAAUAACACCAUAGCUUACAGCUGCCAUUUAAUUCUGUUUUGUAUGUUAGAGUACAAAGCACAGCUGCAUUCAAAACAGGGUAUACUUGUCAGGCCUCAUAUCCUUGAGUGCAGCCAACAAACUCUCUAAUUUGUUUUCUUUUCAUUUUGAACUAAGUAUCUUGGGUAAAGAACCUUAUUUUAACAUAUUCUGGAACACUUACCCAAAAUGCAUUAGGUUUUGUGAUCAGCAUUAAUUGUUUUACAUACUUUUUAUGUGACCCUCAAACAUCAAUUGUUAAAUGGCUGAAUAACGCUAAGAACUUAUUAUUCAUUCAAAUACAUUUUCUCUGUUAUGUGAGAAUCCUUUUAGACAAAACUCUAAACUGUGCAGGGGUUUAUAUAUUCAAUUAAAAUCCCUCUUGCAUUCUAACACCAAGCAGUCUUAAAUGACAGCAGUGCUUCCGUACUGAUAUUACUGGGGGAUCAAUAUUUGGAGUAAGUGGCUUUCAUUUUUAAAUCCUAGUCAGAACAGAAUACAAGCCAUUGACUAAACAAUGACCUUGGUCCCUUUUACUGGUCUUAUACAUUUUAUAAGUUAGAAGAAAUAAUGGUUAAUGUUGUUUGAGAAUGUUUAAACCAUGUCUGUAAUUAUUUGCAAUGCAUCAUUAGUAUUUUGUAAUAUGAAAUACUUUAGAACUUUUACAUGAAAGUCGAACAUAACGUGUUCAAACAGGAGUUAAGAUUUUUAUUUCAAACUUUUUACACCAACACACAUCUUAAAUAUUACAACCCCAAUUCCAAAAAAGUUGGGACCAUAUGAAAAAUUCUAAUAAAAACAAAAAGAAGUGAUUUGUAAAUUAAACUC
Myxocyprinus asiaticus (Chinese sucker) is the source of this 2462-nucleotide messenger RNA. Its product is annotated as syntaxin-5-like. Lineage: Eukaryota; Metazoa; Chordata; Actinopteri; Cypriniformes; Catostomidae. Gene Ontology annotation, cellular component: Golgi membrane; endomembrane system; SNARE complex. The transcript has 11 exons. Gene Ontology annotation, biological process: intracellular protein transport; endoplasmic reticulum to Golgi vesicle-mediated transport; vesicle fusion. Gene Ontology annotation, molecular function: SNARE binding; SNAP receptor activity. The coding region runs from base 157 to 1176 and encodes 339 amino acids. The record is from RefSeq and is a predicted model, not a curated record.